This is a messenger RNA of Plodia interpunctella (Indianmeal moth), 1839 nucleotides long. It is a transcript of the gene HnRNP-K, whose product is annotated as Heterogeneous nuclear ribonucleoprotein K. Bases 239 to 1336 code for a protein of 365 amino acids. The transcript has 13 exons. Gene Ontology annotation, cellular component: nucleus; cytoplasm. The record is from RefSeq and is a predicted model, not a curated record. Gene Ontology annotation, molecular function: mRNA binding. Lineage: Eukaryota; Metazoa; Arthropoda; Insecta; Lepidoptera; Pyralidae. Gene Ontology annotation, biological process: regulation of mRNA splicing, via spliceosome; regulation of transcription by RNA polymerase II.
GGUACCUAUAGCAACUAUGGCCGCUAUUGGCGAUUGCCGCCAUUUUUUCUUUUCCCGUUUGCAAAUACGAUUUGGUUGUAAUAAAUAAAUAAAUGACAAUUUGGUUUAUUAUUAAUCUGUGUUUUUGAGAAGCAUUAUAUUUUCUUUAUAAACGAAUUAUUCAGCAAGCCAUCCGAAAGGCCUAAACCGCCCUGGUCCAAACGCCCUGGAUAAAUAUUAGUUUGAUGCAGGAUCAACGAUGAAGCGGGACGCGUACGGUGACGACGGGCCCUCGCACAAAAGGCAAAGGCACACUGAUGACGAGGUCACCUUUCUCAUACCCAGCAAGGUGGCUGGCUCCAUCAUCGGAAAGGGCGGCACCAAUAUAUCAAAGCUCAGGAAUCAGUACAAAGCCUCUAUAACAGUCCCAGAUUGCCCCGGCCCCGAACGUGUUCUGUCGAUAUUGGCUCCGGAUGUCGAUACCGUUCUGGAUAUUGUCAAGGAGAUCCUUCCGAAUUUGGCUGAUGGAGGAGGACUCAAAGGCAACAUGGAGGACCUCGACAUUCGUCUGCUGAUCCACCAGAGCCGAGCGGGCUGCGUCAUCGGCAAAGGCGGCUCAAAGAUCAAGGAACUUCGAGACAAAACCGGCGCGAAGCUCAAAAUUUUCUCCAACCCCGCUCCUCAGAGUUCGGAGCGAGUGGUGCAGUUGGUUGGCAACCCUGACGCCGUGGCUGCUGGCAUAAGGGAGGUGCUCGACCUCAUCAGGCAGGUGCCGAUAAAAGGCCCCAUCCAGAACUAUGACCCGCACAACUAUGAUGACUUCUACGCGGAUGAAUAUGGUGGCUUCGGGGGAGGCGGAGGGCGCGGGGGCGCGCGCGGCGGCCGGGGCCCGCCCGGGCCCGGCGCGCGCGGCCCCGCCGGCCCGCGCGGGCCCGUGGCCCGGGGCCCGCCGCCCGGACCUGCUGGAGGUCGUAGCGGGUUCGGCGGUAAUGACUUCGGUGGGCCGCCGCCGCCGCGCGGGAACUUCGGCGGGGGCGCCCCGCGCGGGGGCUUCGGCGGCGGCGGGGGCUUCGGCGGCGGCGGCUUCGGGGGCGGCGGCGGGCAGGAGACCUCCACGCAGGUCACCAUUCCCAAGGACCUGGCGGGCGCCAUAAUCGGCAAGGCGGGGUCCCGCAUCCGCAAAAUCCGCCUGGAGUCGGGCGCCGACAUCGAGAUCGCGGCGCCGCUGCCCGGCUCCAGCGACCGCAUCAUCACCAUCACCGGCACGCCGCCGCGCAUUCAGAAGGCGCAGUACCUGCUGCAGCAGAGAAUGUUUGAAGAGUUCCCUGAGUUGGCCCCAAACAAAACUAAGGUUUAAUUCAAUGCUAGUUGAUCAUUCACUGGCCCCAUGCGACGACAAGUGUGCACGAGAGCAACCCACACCUUGGUCGCGGGAACUACUGAUUUCGGGCGCGCGCCGCGGUUCUACCGUUAUAACACAUAAAGCUUUACAUUACCACCUCAUUUUAAUAAACAGUGUUUAUCAUGUAAUAGAGGCUUUUUGAUUCCAUAGAGGUCGCAGAGUUGCUAGAUGAUUUAUUUAUGUAAUAAUAUUAAUAAGGAUAUCAUGUUUCUGCUGGUAGUUUCAAAUGGAUCUAACGUAAUAUCAGCCCUUAAUAAUACGAACUGUUUAUACAACUCUCGUGCCUCGUAAUAAUAUUGUAUUCAGAUUGGGUAUUUGGUAACUUUAAUGUUGCAUUUAUUUAUAAUGAAAUAAGACGUAUUCAACAAAGAUUGUGUCAAUAAUUUACUCACAAUUUGUUACAUCGAUAUAUUUUUAAGUGAAUAGAUUAUAGAAGAAUAAAUAGUUUAUUUUGCGAA